AAAGGUUUUGUCAGUUUCCUGAUAGCUUGCUUCGGAAACACAUCCAAAUAUCUGCUCUUGAUCUGUCUUCAUUAUCGAAAACACAGCAUAUCACAGGGGCAAAGGGCCGGUGCUCACUCACGUGACCUGCUGCUUGAGUCUCGUUAUAGCUCUGAGAAGAGUACCGUCAAACUCUCUACUGAACAGAACGUAAAAGCCAGGCACAUCUGCAUCCAUGUAUUCUUAUAAUUAUAAAGUGGUCCAUGCCGGCGGGAGUCAGGUGGUAACCCAUCACCAGAGGCAAGUAGUGGUCCAACCUGCUCCUCAGCAACCUGUGGUGCUCCAAUCUCCAGCUCCAGCUUAUCAAGUCAUCCAGCCUCCAGCUCCAGCUGUCCAAGUCGUCCAGCCUCCAGCUCCAGCUGUCCAAGUCGUCCAGCCUCCAGCUCCAGCUGUCCAAGUCGUCCAGCCUCCAGCUCCAGCUGUCCAAGUCGUUCAGCCUCCAUCUCCAGCUGUCCAAGUCGUCCAGCCUCCAGCUCCAGCUGUUCAAGUCGUCCAGGCUCCAGCUCCAGCUGUCCAAGUCGUCCAGGCUCCAGCUCCAGCUGUUCAAGUCGUCCAGCCUUCAGCUCCAGCUGUUCAAGUCGUCCAGGCUACCGCUCCAGCUGUUCAAGUCGUCCAGCCUCCAUCUCCAGCUGUUCAUGUCGUCCAUUCUCGAGCUCCAGCUUAUCAAGUCAUCCAGUCUCCAGCUCCAACUGUUCAUGUCGUCCAGUCUCCAUCUCCAGCUGUUCGAUUCAUCCAGUCUGCAGCUAAUGCCAUGGUUUACCGUCGUUAUUACUGAAGUCAUGCUCUGUGCCACUGAACAAUCCAGGACGACGUGUACGACCCUCAACGCACUGCUAUGAAAACUCCAGUGGGAUUAUUUUUACGGCGAAAUUCUUUCAGGAAAUAAAUAGCCUGUAUUCUUAAUCAUAUCGUAUCCAUGGUGAUUAUAUACUUGUACAUUUACAGCAGCACAUGUGCUGCAUAUGCAAAUGAUAAUAGGGCAGAUGUCAGUGGGGCUAAUGCUCAUUACAAUCACUUCUUUUUAAGUUUGAUGAAUAAAUCAUGUUAAAUUAUUAGAUUCAAAUCUCGUUAAGACUGAGCUUUUGAUAACUUUGGGAAGGUCUUCUCAAGGCUUUAUUUUAUGGUAUAAACAGCAGACUGAGGAAACGAGACCGAUAAACACAAACCUGUUUCUGAUUAAAGGCUGUUACUGGCUGCAGAAAAUCCACAAUGUGAAUGUUAUUCAGGACUUAAAGGUGUUAUGAAGGUGUCACAAGGCUAUUAACAUCUUACAAACCCUGACAUGAGCAGUAAGACUUUAUGAAGUGGAACAUGUUAUAAAGCAUUCAUAAUGCAUUGUAUACACACAUAAUGAUUCACGAACAGGCAUUUUACACUUCAUAGCUAUAUUUAUUAUUCUAAAUAAUUAAAGAUUAUAACAUUUUAUAGCACACGUACCAAAAACAAGUUUUCCACUUCUACAUUCCACUUCUAUAAUAUUUACAUAAUGCAGCUUAUGAGUUCUUUUAAACACUCGUUUAUCGCUGAGCAUCAAUACAUCAGUCUGCAGUUCUGCUCUAUAUUGAUAUUGUUGUUUAUAAUGUGUUAUAAUGCAUUAUACUGUUAACACUUCAUUUAAUGCAUUAUAAAUAUGGCUAUAAAAUCAAAUUCCUUUUCAUAAAUUAUUAUAACCUUAUGUGCCUUAUGUCAGCAUUAUGAACAUGUUAUGCAGGUUGUAAUUACAGGUCAUUACACAUAUAAGCUACACAGCCAGUUGAUCAUUUUGACACGAGAUUGAAUAUAUGUAUAAAUGUGUAUAUUUCUGUGUAUAUUUGUUGUCUUAACUCUCAUGUGGUAUUAAGAUCACAGUGACUUGUUGUUUGUGUCACAGAGACUUUGGUGGUUUGUGUAUAACCUUCUAUUAAUAAUUAAAAAAUUUUGCUGAA
Molecule: messenger RNA, 1964 nt
Organism: Tachysurus fulvidraco (yellow catfish)
Lineage: Eukaryota; Metazoa; Chordata; Actinopteri; Siluriformes; Bagridae
Product: MAGE-like protein 2
Exons: 5
Coding region: 215-814 (199 amino acids)
Source: RefSeq, a predicted model, not a curated record